This is a messenger RNA of Penaeus chinensis, 9157 nucleotides long. RefSeq lists its product as uncharacterized. The transcript is spliced from 24 exons. The coding region runs from base 3143 to 6796 and encodes 1217 amino acids. NCBI's taxonomy places the organism in Eukaryota, Metazoa, Arthropoda, Malacostraca, Decapoda, Penaeidae. Gene Ontology annotation, cellular component: membrane. The record is from RefSeq and is a predicted model, not a curated record. Gene Ontology annotation, molecular function: transmembrane transporter activity.
UGGUGGUGGUGAUGGUGAUGGUGAUGGUGGUGGUGACGUCAACGAUGAAGAUAAUGGUAAUAUCGUUAAUGAUAAUGACGAUAUAGAUAAAAAUAAUAAAAAUGAUCCGAAUCACAUUUUUAUUACCGUCAGUCACAUCAUAUUUCUUUAAAAUCAUUUAUAUUAUCAUCGUCAUCAUCAUUCCACCGUCAUUGCGAAAACUCUCAGAAUAAAUCACAGCAAAAUAAAUAUACAAAACUUUGAAAAUUCUUCCUUUGGUCAUCAUCUCAUAAGCAUAAUUUCCCAAUAUCCAUUAAUUUAUUUCCAUAUUCCCAUGAAUAAUUUUCCAACCAUCAUUACUUUGCUUAUAUCAUAUUCAAAUAUAUUCCCCGCGAUAUUUAUAUUUUCAUCCUUAUAAUUUAUAUUUUUAUAAUCCCUACGGCAUAUACUUUCAAUGUUUAUCAUUUUUUCCCAAAUGUUCCUCUCGAAAUAUACAUUCAUACUAUUAUUUUUUUUUUUCAAGUAUACCCCACUCGAUAAAUAUUUUAAUAUCCACAUAACCCUAUUUUUUUAUAUAUCGUGAAUUCAGACACACGCAAUAUGACACUACUGCAGUGAUGAUACAGCCCCGGAGAGAACACAGACAACACAGUCAGAAUACAGACCAUAAAACAAGUCCCUGGGUCCAGUUACUGCUUACAAAGGCUGUCUGACCUGGAUUAUAAGUUUCAUUUCGCUUCUAUUUGCAUUUUUAUAUUUCUAUGUCAUUGCUUAUCUGUUUCUGAACUGUUUAUGGUUAUUACCUAGGAGUUCCCUCUCCGAGUAUUUAUUACGAAUCGGUGGUUACAGGACUUGAUUGUAAUUUGUUAACUUUAACGGGGUAUAUCUCUAAAAUUAAUAUAUGUUAGGUUCGAUAGAAAGAAAUCAGAGCAUAUCUUUAAUCGGAGCCUCGAGGGAGAAGGACGCAGUGUUUUCGUGUCUUAAAAUAUAACAAUUGUAAGACCGGUAACUUAAUUCCCAACACAGUUUAAACUUCUUUAUUUCUAGCACAAGCUUCCUGUCUUUAACCGCGAAACACAGAGCUACAGCAAAAUCUAAUAAGCUUGUUAAAGCACGAAGUUUGAGACAUAAUUCGGGACUGCCUGACCACGAGACGAGAUAAACAAGAGGUGCUGACGCAGAGCAGGAGAGACGGCCGUCAUUAAAAAACAUGAAAAUAAACAGCAUAAACACUAGGUCUACACAAACACAACAAACAGAAGGGGCUACAUAACCGGAACGAGUAAUGGGACUACUAUUAAGGAUCGACAAACUAUUAAAUACAACCACACAACCAACAGACGGAGUGGCGUGUCCGGCCACAGAGGGAAAAUGCACGACGCAGCUGAUGAGACUACCAACCUCAGCUACGUUACUUCAUAGCCAGCAAACGCAACAGCACAGAGACCUUGGCUAACAUCCCUGACGAAGCACAGAUGCCAGAGAGAAAAAAGAGCAAAGGCUACAAAACUCAAGCACAAGAACACAAAAGGGUAUACUCGUUCACAAGAGAUUUGGCAACAGCCAGAUCUAAAUAUAAAAAGUGUAUAAGAAAACACUCACAUGACUGCAUAAAACGAGCAAAUGUAACAAAACGUGUUGAGCAAAAUAGUGAAUGACGGAACAUUAACAGAUAAGACUACUAAAGUACUUACAGUACUCGGAAAGAGAACGUAAUUGAUAACUAUGGAAUCUUUCGAUGAAGUACGAAAAACGAAAAUAUUCUUCGAUUUCCCUCGUGUUCGACUACAUCAUAGAGUUCUAAUAAACUUUACAUAUGCGUGUAUGUAUGGGUGCGUGUGUUCGCACAUUUCCCCAAGAACACGGUAACCUCGCAUAAUGCCCCAAAAUAAAUAAAACAGAACUCGCUCUAAUCUAGUCUCCCUCUGCCAGCACUCUCCACCACCAACAAAAAUCCCCGUCAAGAACUACCAGUCCUCCUCUACUACCAUCAGUUCCCCCUUGACCUCCCCUACCUCCACCCCCAUCCACCUGCAGCAGACCCCUUCCUCAAUUCCGAUUUCACAUCACAGUGCAGAUUGUCGCCACCCUCUAUCACUCAAUUAAUCAAGACUACAAAGUCCGACCCCUCGUGACUGCAGCCUGUGCUAGUCCAUUGAUUAAAGGGCCCCUGACCAUUCUACGAAGCAGCAAGGAGGCGACGGCCGCACCACUAGCACUCAAGGAUCACCUUUAAAUAAGGGUCAAAGGACAUCUACCAAAGUGCUUUACGUCCCUUCGUCACAGCGGCGAAUUAGGUGGCAGGUCUUGCUUCCACUCGGGAGUACUUGAGGAAUCCGUCACGAAGGAGUUAAAAGAAAAAACACAACGCUCGUGUUCCUCCUCCCCGGCUUGUGUGUGAACAAGUCUCCAAAAUGUUAUCUGCGUCAAUUCAUACGUCGGCGAAAAAUCGAAAAGUAACGCCUUUACGUCCCAGGAGUGUAUUUAACUUUAUUGUUACGUCGCUCACUCGUCAUCGGCGUUUAGAUUCUGGCUCACCGUAAGACGGGGAUGAGAACGCCAAAGACAGAGUUCAACGGAGUGGCAUCAAGACUGGCUGGCACGCAUUGGUGGAACACUGGAAAACGCAUUAUGUCACGCAGCAGCAGCAGACUGUGCAGUACGAGACGCAAGGUUUACGUCACACGGACACAGCACACUGUGCAGUGCUUGAAGCGUUUGGGAUCCACUGUUCGGAGCGAGACCUGCGUGGCUAUGUUACAAAAUUCCAAGCAAACCUCCAUCAGAGAAUUUUGAAAACACCUUCAAAUUUCUCUUCCUUUCGAACUCAAUUUUAAAGGAGGGUAGUGUCCACACAGGACACCUGGGGUGCAAACAAAACCAUUUAUCAACAGACAUUCAUUAGCGACUUGUUCCCUUUAAUUGUAUAACAUGAGUGCAUCGAGUGUCCUGCCCGUAACUAGCGCCCACGAACCUCCUCUCGGGACGGCUGUCAUCGGUCUACUGGCCGUUUCCCUGAGCAGAACCUCCAGCCGCCCGCGCUCUCGGGUUCCCUCGCCUCUGAGUGGUCGCGGAGGCUCACAAAAUGGCGGACACUCGCGCAUGCGCACUGGCGGGCUCUCGUGUUCUGUCAUAAUGGCACGGUCGGCCUCCUCUCGUCGCUAUGAAAAUCACGAAGAAACUCCUGCCUCUGAAGGCCCAUUAUUUCUUCUUCCUUGGGUGCAUGUCCCCCGUCCUUCCCUUCCUGAUGGUGGUGGCGCUGCAGCUCGGGAUCCCAGUGUCGGUACAAGGAACCAUGUCCGCCACGUCCCUCCUCCUGACGGUGCUGGGCAAGCCUCUCAUCGCCGCCCUGGCCGACUGCUUCCCCAGCUUCCGUAAAGCUAUCUUCCUCGUCGUCAUCACCAUCAUGGUCAUGUCCUACAGCUGCGUUAGGUUCAUUCCCCCGAUGAAAGAUCCUCCGGUCCUGCGGGGGAGGUUCGUUUUCGCUCCCGCUGGCCACCCUGGGAAGCCUUCUGCGUCUCCUUCUUCGUCUGGUUCUCUCUCUGUCUCUCCUUCGUCGCUGGUACUGACGUCGGGAAGCCAGGUCGAGUCAGGUCAAGAGGUCGUCGAAGGUGCACAGCCAAUGCUCGUGACUCAGGAUGACGGCGGGUGUUUCAUCGCCAUGUCCUGGGACUGCAUAGCGACGUGCACGCAGCCCUGGGCAUGUCUCAACAGCAACAUGACCUCUGGCACUGACCUGAAGGCGACCCAUGUGCCCAGUGAUCUCGGCGACGCAGCGGAGGACGGAGGCGAGGCGGAGGGCGUUGUGUCUGAAGGGAGCUGGCUGGUGACGGCGCCCAACGCCCGCUUCUACAGGCUCGAGGGCUCGGACGUACCGCCGGGGGAACUUGUGGAUGUGAAUAUUACGUUGGAGUGUACAGGCGGGGAGUGGGAGGGAGACGCCUGCAUAUCAGCGUGGAAUUAUGCGGAGUUUUGGCUGUAUUUUCUCCUCUUGAUCGUUGGUCAGCUGUGCUUCAACACCGCGAACUCCAUCACAGACGCCAUUGCUGUUGAUUCAGUGGGUGAAGGCGGGGCGUUUGGAGUGCAGCGAGCGUGGGGAACCGUCGGAUGGGGGUUAAUGGGUCCCAUUAGCGGCUACCUCAUCGACUGGUGGUCCGGAUCGUCCCUUACCAAAGACUACACACCUGCUUUCCUUUUAGUGUUCUUGCUGGGCUCCAUUGACAUCCUCCUGUCGGCUGCCACGCUGAAGGUCCCAGAAAUGAAGUCAGACAACGCGAUGCUGAAGAAUCUACGACCUCUUCUAGGUGAUGUCCGGUUCUUCCUCUUCUGUUGCUUCGUCAUCAUGAACGGAUGUUUUGACGGCAUCGUGGCAAAUUUUAUAUUCAUCAUGCAAGAGGACAUGAGUCGAGGAACGUCGGCAAUGAGUUACAUGAAGUUCCUGCAAGGAUUCACGCUCUUCGUCCAGUGUGCCAUCGAGGCGCCGUUCAUGUUCGUUUAUAGUUGGUUCCUCAGGAAGAUGGGGGCGCAGCCAGGCCGCCCUACGGCCUCUGCGGGGGCGACGGCUGCUGGUGAAUUCCUGAACGGUCCUUGCUACGGCCUGGGCUACACCGCCAUCGUCCGUCUACAACGCCUCCAUCCACGAUUCACGCCCUCCGGCACGUCGAAACAGAGCAGAGCGCGUGAAUAUAUGUUAGAGAGUUUCCGUACUGGUUACGCGACGGCGAGUUUGGUGGGCGGCGUGUUGUACCAGCGGUUCGGUGGGCCCAGAAUGUACCUGAUUUUCGGCAGUGUCUCCAUACUGGUCUUCAUGCUGCACGUCUUGUCGCUCAGGUUCCUUCCGCCUCCUGAAGUCCCGACGAACGGGGAGGUGUCACGGGCGAAGAGAGGAGACGCCCUUGACGCGGAGGAGAAGGCGGCCCUCAGCCUCGAGUCGCCGACGGAGAGUGUAAAAGCCUCAGUGUCUAUUAAUGUAAAUGUCCAAGCUAUAUUCUACUCAGGAGCAACUACAAACAAUGACAAGAAAGUAAAGAAAUCUAACCAGCCAGUCGAAAGUCAGAGUUGUAUGUACUACCUGCGCACGAAAGUGAACAGAAGUAACGUGGCACAGUGCCAGGGCCACACACACACUCACGACCACUCCGCCUGCACCGACUUCCCUCCUUCAGCCUACGCGUCCGCCCUGCCCUUCAUGAUGGUCGUGGCGCGCCAGCUGGGCAUCCCGGUGGCGCUGCAGGGGACCAUCACGGCCGCCAUCAUUGCCGCCGCCGUCUUGGCCAAGCCCGUGAUCUCAGCGGCGGCCGACCACCUUCCCUCCCUCAGGAAAGCGAUAUUCCUGGGCCUCCUGGCGAUCAUGGUGACCACGCUGGCGCCCAUCGGGUUCCUGAAGCCGCUGUACCCGGCGCCGGUGUUCCACGGGGAGCUCGGGGCGGUGUCUGCUCAGGGGGAGGCCGAGGAGGAGACGAAGGGGGUUCUGAGGGCGCGGGAUACAGGCACCUGUUAUGUCUCAGCGGCUUGGGACUGUGACGUCACGUGUUUCCCAACCCAGCCAUGCCCUCAAGCCGCUUCUCCCUCUGGCUUUGCGCUCUCGCCCUACCACCACCUGGCUGACGACCCCGAACAAAAGGGCGAGAACGGGACAGACACACUCCAGCAGGAAGGUCGACGCUUCUACGUAACCUCCGGCCUCCAAUUUCCCGCUACUUUCGAAGCAGUCAAUGCCAGUAUACGUUGCAAAGGAGGGGAAUGGCAGGGUCGUGGGUGCCACGCCCCCUGGGAGUCGGGCGAAUUCUGGCUCUUCGUGACUCUCCUGUUGGCGGGGAACGUCGCCGCCUCCACCGUGGAGUCUAUAUCGGAUGCAGUGUGUCUCGAUAUCAUAGGAGAGAACGGCGACUACGGAGGACAGCGGGCAUGGGGCGCUCUAAGCUAUGGCAUCGUGGGUACUCUGAGUGGUAUCCUGGUAGACUGGUAUUCCGGACCUGGCGUGGUAAAGAACUACAUGCCUGCUUUUCUUCUGCUGGUCCUGCUGGGUACUCUCGACGUUUUGCUCUCCUCAGCGACCCUCAAGAUUCCCAAAUUCGAGGGCAGCUCCGCAAUCUGCCGCAACCUGCGCCCUCUCCUCCGCCAGCCCGGGUUCUUCAUCUUCCUGUGUUUUACCUUCCUCAUCGGCUUCUUUGAUGGGCUCGAUACAGGCUAUGUUUUCGUGCUUCAAGAAGACAUAGGUGCCGGGACAAGUUUAGUCCAACACAUGAAAUUCAUCCAAGGUUUAACUUUACUCGUGCAGGCCAUCUCAGCUGCACCAUUUAUGUUCGUCUACGCCAGGGUGGAAUCGAAGCUCGGUCCGGGACACAUCAUCACCCUGGUCUUCCUGCUCUUCAGCCUGCGAUUGGCUGGGCUGGCCACGGCGGGCUUCCUGGGCCAGGUGUGGGCUACUGUGGCCAUGGAGGUGAUUAAUGGCCCUUGCUUUGGUUUGGGGUAUUCGGCCAUUAUCGUCCAGGCAGGGGCCAUCACACCGCCGGGCACUUCAGCUACUGUUCAGAGCCUCGUGGGUAUCUGCUACGGUACCCUAGGGUACGCUGGUGCAAGCUUCGUGGGCGGUGUACUGUACGAUGCAGUGGGCGGCCCCGUGCUCUACCUGUGCAUGGGUGCGGCUGCUGCGCUCACCUGCCUUCUGCACUUCGUGUACAAUAAGUAUAUACCUCAGACAAUAGAGAGGAAAAACGAGGAGUUAGCACUCGAAACAGUUUUAGAAAAAGAAUCGCAUACCGAGUGGAAGGAGGACAUCUUAAAAAGAGAGAAAGAGGAGACGAAGAGAGAAUAGCGAGCGACGAUGAAAAGAGAGGGGAAGCGACAGCCAUGAUAAGAGGGGAAGGAGACACAGACCUCGAUAAUACAGAACUUCAGAUAAGAUAAGGAAAAGCGAUGUAAUCCGACGGUGGAAUAAGACGAGACACGAUUAUUAGAGAGAGAAAUAAGUCUUGUGAGUGUUUUAAGGAUAGGGUAUAGUAAAUUGAGUUGGAUAAAAAUAAAUAAAUGAAGACUUGUUGGUGAAGACAAUUUAGACAGUUUUGUUACUACUUUCUGGUUCUUUACAAAAAUAACUGUUGUAAUGAUCGUUUCUUGUUAGAAAUGGCAAAAAUACUGUGAAUUGUAUAGUAAAGUUUACACAUUUGUGAAUGGAAAAUAAUUUUAAAAAGCAAACCGAAUUACUUGAUAAGAGAGAUGGGACGUGGUGAAUGAGAAAAUGAUAUAUUUCAUCUGUCAGAUAUUAGAAGAUGUGUAAGAAAAUAAAAUAUAUUCUUGCCUUAGAUACAUACAUACCUUCUUACAUACCUUCAAAAGUAUUAUAUCAAAUGUAAUCUAUCAAAUCUAUACACUAUUUAUUCUCAACCCAUAUACCCCUAUUCCCUCCUAUUUCUCUUCCCCUCUCUCCCUCCUCCCUUUCUCUAACCCUCCUUUUCUCCUAUCCCCUCUGUCAUUCUUCCUCGCUUUCCCCUUCCUCUAACCCCCUUUUCCCCUUCCCAUAAGAGAAAAUAAGUGGUAUAAAGGCAUAUAAAAAUGCAUGAAUUACAUAGAUUUCGCAUAAAAUAAUUUCAAUACCAAAAAAUGUACCAACUGUCUGGUUUUUUUUUUCAUACAGUUGAGACAAAAAUUAUCAAAUGCUUUAUCAGCAGAAAAUGUUAAUUCACGGAGUCAAUGUAUUUUAAAACUAGCACAAUUAUGCAUAAAUUACUUUGCAUAAGUUACUGCCUUGUAAUUUUUUACUCUCCAGGCUAGGUUUACCCCCAGUUAAGAAUCACUGAUUUACUGUAUUACAUUUUUAAAAAUGAGGAUUGGCAGGGCAGGAAAACUUUGUAGGGAAAGGUUACUGAAGCAUGGUGGCAGAUCCAGUACAUUAUAUUUUUAUUUAGGAAAUGGGAAAUAAUUUAUAUCAGAUCUUUAUACGAAGUGGAUACUGGAAGUUAUGAAACAGUAUUUAUGUAGUAAACAAGUUGUCUCCUUUUAAAGUGAAGAGAUGAGUUAAGCUUUAUAUAAUAUCUAAUUUCAAUGCUAACAGUAUUUUGGAGAGCUGAUGUGUUUUAAGAUAGCUAUCUCACAUGUGAGUGUUCAAAUAAAUUUAAAAAUUGAACAAUGAAAAUGUACCUGGUGAAUAUUUUCUACUGAUGUUAUUUCUAUUCCCGUUUUCAGUAAUUAUGAUUAGGAGCUAGAAUAUUUUUUUUUAUAUAUCAAACUGAUAGCUAGCACCCUUUCAAAUACUGAUAUACUAUUUCUUAUCACUCUUAACACUCCCUUCAGUAGAUAUGAUAAUAAGUUGAACGUAAUGUAUAACAGAUUUUUAUUCCACUUUCUCAGUGGUGUCAAGAAAACACCUAAUUUUACGUGUGACCACUUAUGAGCUCAAGCUAUUUAAUAUUAUUUCAUUGGCUGUAAUGAACACAAUAAAUGCUUUUAUGCAUUUAAAAAGAUAAUUUACUUAUACAGUGUUUUCUCAUAUCCUGACAAGUCUAUUGUCUGCCCUUGGAGAAGAUAAAGUUAUAGACCCUUGUCCAAUCCACUUUGUCAUGUCACAUAAGAUUCCAUACCAUUUUAACAAGGAUUGAUCCAUCCAGCAAAAAUAGUCCACUUGAUGGUCCAUUCACAAUCAUGGUUGGUACUGAACUGCGGUAUGAGGGCCACACAAGUACCCUGGCCUCUCCUGAUCCUGCUGACCCAGCAUAGAUCACAGUGAUGCCCUCAUUUACAAGAUAUGUAGAUUAUCAUUCUUAAGUUCUUGUAAAACACAAAGCUUAUACCCUCCAUAGAUCAACACCACACUCUAGCUUCAAAAGAAUGUGUUCCCCUGAACUGCCAUUCCAUCUACCAUACCAUAACAUCUACCAUACCAUACAUCUUCUUGGGUCAGGAUUACCUGUAAUAUACCUUUCAAAGACUACUACUGUAAGUCUGGCUGUUGACAAAAGGUAACUAAUGAAAUUAAUUGUAGCUAACAAAAUCUUAUUUAUUAACUACUUUUGUGCUAUUUUUUCUAAUGGACUAACUAAUAGUAUACUACUCUUCAUUAUUGCACUCACCAUUCCAUACAUGAGUGUCCAAGAUGAGGAAAUUUCGAAUUAGUAUGUUGAAUUAUACUUCUUUUAUCUUCCAAAUCUCCUUUGUAAUGUUAAUAAAAUAUAUGAACAAG